This is a messenger RNA of Phoenix dactylifera (date palm), 1520 nucleotides long. Its product is annotated as 14-3-3-like protein. The record is from RefSeq and is a predicted model, not a curated record. Lineage: Eukaryota; Viridiplantae; Streptophyta; Magnoliopsida; Arecales; Arecaceae.
GGGCGGGGUGUGAAUGUAGCGGCGAUUCACGCCUCUCACGCGAGCACUGCACCUGUCUAAAUCUGGCCAUGCAUCGCGCAAGCUGGCUUCCAGCGGCGCCAUGCUUUCUUCCUCGCCUCGGUCGCGCAGCCGUCGGUCAGCAACUGCGCAGGCUCACGAGUCUUUCCACUACCUGUCGCUUCCCCAUUGGCUAAUUGGCUAUCCGUGCCCGAGCUUUUUAGGGGUCGACACCUCUGCCAACCUCCCAGCCCCCACCUUCUCUCCGCCCUCGAAAACCCAAAACCGGAGAAAGAGAGAACGCGGCUAAGGACGGAGAGAAGUCUCGGUUUUCUCAGCUCUUUUUUCUUUUCCGUUUUCCUUUCCGCUUUAUUCCAAUAUACGAGAGAGUGAGAAGUUCUACAUAAAAGAGGAGGAGAAAAGAUGUCUUCGGCGGAAUCAACUCGUGUGGAGAAUGUGUACAUGGCCAAGUUGGCCGAGCAGGCAGAGAGGUACGAGGAGAUGGUAGAAUUCAUGGAGAAGGUGGCAAAGACUGUGGAUGUGGAGGAGCUCAAUGUAGAGGAGCGCAACCUUCUGUCUGUGGCCUACAAGAAUGUGAUCGGGGCCCGCCGGGCCUCGUGGCGCAUCAUCUCCUCGAUUGAGCAGAAGGAGGAGAGCCGUGGGAAUGAGGAUCAUGUUUCCACGAUCAAGGAGUACCGGGGCAAGAUUGAGGGUGAGCUCAGCAAGAUCUGUGAUGGCAUCCUGAAGCUGCUUGAUUCCCACCUCAUCCCCUCUGCCGCUGCUGCUGAGUCGAAGGUGUUCUACCUCAAGAUGAAGGGAGAUUACCACAGGUACCUUGCGGAGUUUAAGACAGGGUCGGAGAGGAAGGACGCUGCUGAGAAUACACUGAUGGCUUACAAGUCUGCUCAGGAUAUUGCACUGGCUGAACUGGCCCCAACUCACCCGAUAAGGCUUGGGCUUGCACUUAAUUUCUCUGUUUUCUACUAUGAGAUCCUGAACUCCCCGGACCGUGCUUGCAGUCUUGCAAAACAGGCUUUUGAUGAGGCUAUAUCUGAGUUAGACACUUUAGGCGAGGAAUCCUAUAAGGACAGUACACUGAUCAUGCAGCUUCUCCGGGACAACUUGACCCUUUGGACCUCUGAUAUCAUGGAAGAUGCUGGGGAUGAGAUCAAAGAAGCUCCAAAGAAGGAAGCAGGAGAGGGGCAGUAAUGGACCCAUCCGUUCUUUCAGGAUGGUGCCAUGUACCCUGGAGUUUGUGGUUUCUUUUAAGUAGAUAUAGUGGCAAUUCACAUAAGCAUGCAGGAUGUCACUCGAAACUGCUGUUGUGUGUGGGUGCACCUCCUUUCUAUUUGACCUACCAGCAAACAUGUUUUACUUAUUGAUUGCUGUUCUAAUUGUGCAAACUCGUUUUCUUUUUUUAUUCAUGUGGUGGAUGGUGUUCUGUUGAAAUAUAUUAAAUUAUAGACUGAGGAUUUGAAAGAGUAAAGAAAGGCAUGUGGCGACUUUGGAUCACUAGUGAACGA